Molecule: messenger RNA, 1326 nt
Organism: Ochotona princeps (American pika)
Lineage: Eukaryota; Metazoa; Chordata; Mammalia; Lagomorpha; Ochotonidae
Gene: FEN1
Product: flap structure-specific endonuclease 1
Exons: 2
Coding region: 151-1293 (380 amino acids)
Cellular component (GO): nucleus
Molecular function (GO): magnesium ion binding; 5'-3' exonuclease activity; manganese ion binding
Source: RefSeq, a predicted model, not a curated record
GGCUGGCAGGUCACGUGACGGCAGCGCGGGCUUUGGAAGGCGACGGACCUGAGGAGAGCGGGGCUUCGGACUGUCCUGGGCAACACCUGGAGAAGCGCUGCUUGCCCGGCCUCGCGCCCCGAAGGCCAGCCUUCUCCCCUCUGUGUCAUCAUGGGAAUCCAAGGCCUGGCCAAACUCAUUGCCGACGUGGCCCCCAGUGCCAUCCGAGAGAAUGACAUCAAGAGCUACUUCGGCCGCAAGGUGGCCAUUGAUGCGUCCAUGAGCAUCUACCAGUUCCUGAUCGCCGUGCGCCAGGGCGGGGAUGUGCUGCAGAACGAGGAGGGUGAGACCACCAGCCACCUGAUGGGCAUGUUCUACCGCACCAUCCGCAUGAUGGAGAAUGGCAUCAAGCCCGUGUACGUCUUUGAUGGCAAGCCCCCGCAGCUCAAGUCGGGAGAACUGGCCAAGCGCAGUGAGCGCCGGGCCGAGGCCGAGAAGCAGCUGCAGCAGGCUCAGGCUGCCGGGGCCGAGGAGGAGGUAGAGAAAUUCACCAAGCGGCUGGUGAAGGUCACCAAACAGCACAACGAUGAGUGCAAGCACCUGCUGAGCCUCAUGGGCAUCCCGUACCUCGAUGCCCCCAGUGAGGCGGAGGCCAGCUGCGCAGCCCUGGUGAAGGCGGGCAAGGUCUACGCUGCGGCCACCGAGGACAUGGACUGCCUCACCUUCGGCAGCCCCGUGCUCAUGCGCCACCUGACGGCCAGCGAGGCCAAGAAGCUGCCCAUCCAGGAGUUCCACCUGAGCCGUGUCCUGCAGGAGCUGGGGCUGAACCAGGCGCAGUUUGUGGAUCUGUGCAUCCUGCUGGGCAGCGACUACUGUGAGAGCAUCCGGGGCAUCGGGCCCAAGCGAGCUGUGGACCUCAUCCAGAAACACAAGAGCAUUGAGGAGAUCGUGCGACGGCUCGACCCCAACAAGUACCCCGUGCCUGAAAACUGGCUGCACAAGGAGGCCCAGCAGCUCUUCCUGGAGCCCGAGGUGCUGGACCCAGAGUCCGUGGAGCUCAAGUGGAACGAGCCGAACGAAGAGGAGUUGGUCAAGUUCCUGUGCGGUGAGAAGCAGUUCUCGGAGGAGCGCAUCCGCAGUGGCGUCAGGCGGCUGAGCAAGAGCCGCCAGGGCAGCACCCAGGGCCGCCUGGAUGAUUUCUUCAAGGUAACCGGCUCGCUCUCCUCAGCCAAGCGCAAGGAGCCGGAGCCCAAAGGAUCCGCCAAGAAGAAGGCAAAGAUGGGGGCUGCCGGGAAGUUCAAAAGGGGAAAAUAAAUUACCUGUUGUUGUGUCUCCUUGACCCCAGAA